UUGAAACAGUCUGGCGGACAAAGGGGGAAAAGUCAUGCAGAGUCGCUCCUGCGCGCAACAGAUAUUCCUGGCAGAGUAUGCGAUUUACACUAGUUCGUGAGUUUAUCGAGACUUUUUGUUUUCGAUUAUUAAAUAAUAUGUCGCCAAAAGCAUAGUUUGUGGACUCACAUUCACAUUGUAUUCAGUGAAAGUUAGGCGGAACUUUCCGGCAGAAUGCAGGCGAGUGGAAGUUUGUGUCUGUUUUUGGCACUGAUGUUGCCGUGCUGUUCCGUGGCGUCUGGACAGUAUCAAGGAGAUAAUGGGAUAGCCGUCCCCGACCACGGCUUCUGUCAGCCCAUAACCAUCCCCCUGUGCACGGAUAUCGCUUAUAACCAAACCAUAAUGCCAAACCUGGUCGGACACUACAACCAAGAGGAUGCCGGGCUGGAGGUCCACCAGUUUUACCCGCUGGUCAAGGUACAGUGCUCGCCUGAACUUAAAUUCUUCCUGUGCUCCAUGUACGCGCCGGUGUGCACAGUUUUGGAGAAAGCCAUCCCGCCAUGUCGCUCCAUCUGCGAAAGGGCAAAGCACGGCUGCGAGGCCCUCAUGAACAAGUUUGGCUUUCAGUGGCCAGAGCGGCUGAGAUGCGAGCAUUUCCCAGUGCUGGGAGACGGACACAUCUGCGUGGGCCAGAACGAAUCCACGGCCACCGUGGCGCCCGUUCAUAUGCCCGUUCCAGGAACGCCUGGCGUUCAGCUGUUCUCUUCGCCGGACAAACCGUUCCGCUGCCCGUCAGUGCUCAGAGUGCCGUCCUACCUCAGCUAUAAGUUCCUGGGCGAGCUGGAUUGUGGUGCUCCGUGCGAGUCCUCCAGAACACAUGGGGCCUAUAUGUUCUUCACGGACCAGGAGAUUGAAUUUGCCCGGAUUUGGAUCCUUAUCUGGUCCUCACUUUGCUGUGCGUCCACUUUUUUCACCGUAACAACUUAUUUAGUGGACAUGCAACGUUUUAAGUACCCCGAGCGUCCUAUUAUCUUUCUGUCUGGCUGCUAUACCAUGGUGUCCAUUGCGUAUAUCGCUGGCUACUUUCUUGGGGAUAAAGUUAUGUGCAAUGAGAACUUUUUUCCCGACAGCUAUAAAACCAUAGUUCAAGGUACAAAGAAGGAAGGGUGUACGAUUCUGUUCAUGAUGCUGUAUUUCUUCAGCAUGGCUUCUUCGAUCUGGUGGGUCAUCCUGUCUCUCACCUGGUUCCUGGCGGCAGGUAUGAAAUGGGGCCAUGAGGCUAUUGAAGCCAAUUCACAGUACUUUCACCUGGCUGCCUGGGCCGUUCCGGCCGUAAAAACUAUUAGUAUCCUGGCCAUGGGGCAGAUUGAUGGAGAUUUGUUAAGUGGCGUCUGCUUUGUGGGCCUGAAUAAUCUGGAUCCCUUGAGGGGCUUUGUGUUGGCCCCCCUCUUCAUCUACCUCUUCAUUGGCACCUCGUUCCUGCUCGCCGGUUUCGUGUCGUUGUUCCGCAUCCGCACUAUCAUGAAGCACGACGGCACCAAGACCGAGAAACUGGAGCGCUUGAUGGUCCGCAUAGGCGUCUUCUCAGUUCUCUACACCGUCCCGGCCACCAUCGUCAUUGCCUGUUUUUUUUAUGAGCAGGCCUUCAGGCAGCACUGGGAGAAGAGCUGGAUCAGUACGAACUGUAAGAGCCUAGCCAUCCCCUGUCCCAUGCAGUCCGCUCCUCACAUGACCCCCGACUUCACCGUCUUCAUGAUCAAGUAUCUAAUGACUCUCAUUGUAGGGAUCACUUCGGGAUUCUGGAUCUGGUCGGGAAAGACGCUGCACUCUUGGAGGAAGUUCUACACACGUUUGACCAGUGGCGGGCAAGGGGAAACCACCGUAUGAAAUGGGAGAUUGUGGUCCAUGUUUUCUUGCAAUAACUAAUUUGAGUUUUCGAAUAAGAAAAAGAUAAAGUGCCUUAGAUUGUCAGUAUUUUGCAAGCAAUUAUACUUGUCUAUUUUCAGACUGUCAGAGACUUUCAAGUGGAAAGAGAAAUGGGACGUGAACCACUUGGCUUCCCCAAACAAACACAGACAAUUUGAUACCAAGUGCAGAAAUGUUUUCCUCCCCCAUUCUGUUGUACCUCUGUUUUUUCUCAUAAGCUGCUGGCCAUAAAAACUCAACUUGGAAAGUGAGAUACCAGCUGGGAAUUCAACAAACGACAGAGCAAAGAGAGCCGAGGGGGGAGGAGAGCUCAAAAACUUGUCAUCUAAUACGGCAGGCAGUUGUGUCAAAAUGUAAUUAAAACAUUGUACAUAUUUGUAAAAAUCUGUAUUUGAACAUUAUUAUUAUAUAUUUGUAUUUAUGCAAAUCUAUGUUUUUGUGUUUUUCAAAGUUUGACAGUUUUCCCUAUUUAGAAUUUGUAUUGUGGCCACUAGUCUCUCUCUCAUAUCUUCUAUACUCAUGUAUGUCUCUCUGUUUCAAAUUAAAGUUGCUGUACAUAAUACUC
Messenger RNA from Rhinichthys klamathensis goyatoka, 2470 nucleotides. It is a transcript of the gene fzd2, whose product is annotated as frizzled class receptor 2. The transcript has a single exon. Gene Ontology annotation, molecular function: Wnt-protein binding; Wnt receptor activity. NCBI's taxonomy places the organism in Eukaryota, Metazoa, Chordata, Actinopteri, Cypriniformes, Leuciscidae. Gene Ontology annotation, cellular component: plasma membrane. The record is from RefSeq and is a predicted model, not a curated record. Gene Ontology annotation, biological process: canonical Wnt signaling pathway; non-canonical Wnt signaling pathway. Bases 214 to 1866 code for a protein of 550 amino acids.